Podarcis raffonei (Aeolian wall lizard) is the source of this 605-nucleotide messenger RNA. RefSeq names its product zinc finger and SCAN domain-containing protein 31-like. The transcript is spliced from 2 exons. The record is from RefSeq and is a predicted model, not a curated record. The coding region runs from base 130 to 603 and encodes 157 amino acids. Lineage: Eukaryota; Metazoa; Chordata; Lepidosauria; Squamata; Lacertidae.
UCCCAGAAAGCCUUAAUCCUUGGGCACGUCCACCAAAGGAUUUGCUAGAGCUUCUCAUUCAGACAGACAGAACUUGGCAGAAGACCAAAGGGUACCUUCUGAUCUCUCAGAGGCUUCCAGAGAGCACAGAUGGAUGAGCAAGACUCAGCUGGCCUUGGAGCAGGAAGAGGCCAUGCCGUCAAAACUGGGAGCAGUGGGGGAUUCUGGGAAAACUCUGUGCAGAAGAUCCUGGGUGAGGAGGACGCCCUCCGCUCAGAGGUGCAGAGCCAGCAGUUGAGGCAGUUCUGCUGCCAGGAGGCCAAAGGACCCCGAGAGGUUUGCAGCCGACUCUACCACUUUUGCCACCAGUGGCUGAAGCCAGAAAGGCACACGAAAGCUGAGAUGCUGGACCUGGUGAUCUUGGAGCAGUUCCUGGCUGUCCUUCCCCCGGAGAUGGAGAGCUGGGUGAGGGAAUGCGGAGCGGAGACCAGUUCCCAGGCGGUGGCCCUGGCCGAAGGUUUCCUCCUGAGUCAGGCAGAGGAGAGAAAGCAGGUGAGAGAGACUUUCCUCUGGAUACUCCCAAGGGGCUCCAAACAGGACGGAGAACAUCCCAUAAUGCUCUAAUG